Nezara viridula (southern green stink bug) is the source of this 2928-nucleotide messenger RNA. The record is from the annotation of a GenBank genome assembly. NCBI's taxonomy places the organism in Eukaryota, Metazoa, Arthropoda, Insecta, Hemiptera, Pentatomidae.
GUAACCUUCUAGAACUUUCUGCUUUUAAGCAAAAAAUUCAGUCGAUAUAUUUAUAUACACAAUCGCUAUUCUGUUGAUUUUCUCUACCGCAGUGAUUAAAUUCAUACUGCAAUGGGGAAGGAUUACUAUAAAAUCCUUGGAAUAAGCAAAACUGCUACCAUGGACGAAAUAAAAAAAGCUUAUCGGCAAUUGGCAUUAAAAUAUCAUCCUGAUAAGAACAAAGCAGCUGGAGCUGAAGAAAGAUUCAAAGAAGUAGCUGAAGCUUAUGAAGUAUUAAGUGAUCAGAAGAAAAGGGAUGUAUAUGAUAAAUUUGGUGAAGAGGGAUUAAAAGGGCACGAAGGUAAUAGGCCUGGAUCAGGAGGAGGUUCUACAACAUAUACAUUCCAUGGUGACCCCAGAGCAACGUUUGCCCAAUUUUUCGGUACUUCUAAUCCUUUCCAACAACCAUUUUUUGAUCUUGGAGGAAGUCCCUCUCCAUUUGGAAGUUUCUAUGAUGAAAUGGACAUAGACAGUGAUCAAUUAUUUGGUGGAAAUAUUGGAUUGAAUUUUGGUGGUCGUGGUGGUCCAGGUGGGGCAUUUAGAUCACAGUCAUUUAAUAUUCAUGGCAGUAACCCUUCAAGAAAAGAUAAAGUUCAAGAUAGUCCUAUAGAAUAUGAUUUGUAUGUGACUUUAGAAGAUGUAUUGAAAGGCACAGCGAAAAAAAUGAAGAUUUCUCGUAAAGUGUUACAACCUGAUGGUUCCACUAAAAGAGAAGAUAAAUUCCUCACUGUUAAUGUCAAACCUGGUUGGAAAGCUGGCACAAAAAUAACUUUCCAGAGAGAAGGAGAUCAAGGAAGAAAUAAAAUUCCUGCUGAUAUAGUUUUUAUCAUUCGAGAUAAACCUCAUUCUGUGUUCAAAAGGGAAGGAAGUGACAUCAGAUACACAGCUAAAAUAUCUCUUAAAUCAGCUCUGUGUGGUACACAAAUUGAAGUUCCAACUCUAACUGGAGAAAGUAUACCAUUGAAUCUUCGUAAAGAAAUUAUUAAGCCAACUACCCUUAAGAGGAUUCAAGGACAUGGCCUACCACUUCCAAAAGAACCUAACCGCAAAGGCGACCUUCUGGUUUCAUUUGAUAUUCUGUUUCCUGAUACAUUGACUUCGAGUGUCAAAGACAUACUACGAGACAUGUUACCUAAUUGAUAAAAUUAAUUUACGACUACUAUCUCAUCUACUUUUUUUUUUUUUUUAUUUCAUAUGUUUACAAAAGUAACGAUCAAAGGCUAAUUUUUAAUUUUAUGAUUUUUUUUUAUUAAUUUUUUUACUUGAAAUUUUUUUUUUAAUUUUUUUUUUUAUAUACAACUGCUUUAAAGUUGGUUUAUUAUGACCUUUUUUACUUUGUCUUGCUUAUGUUUGAUUUCAUUGUUAAUCUAUUAUAUUUUUUAGAAACGAGUUUAUUUUUCUAUAUUCUUGAACUGAAUGAAAAACUUCAUGCUGCUUGGCUGAAGUUUUGUAAUAUUAUUAUUGUAAUAAGUAAUAGAUUAUUCUCUUAAAACUAAAUUUUCUAGAAAUUUUCAUUUAGAAUAGGGCUGACAGGAUUUAAUUUAUGUAAUGGUGCAUUGAAGUAUAAUUAAAUAUCUUAUUUUGCUAAUUGUUUUAAUUGCCGCUGUGAUGCUAUACUAACUUUAAUUAAUAAAAAGAUUCAUGAACCUUGAAAGUCUAGUUGCAAUUCAGACAAUGAAUGAUUUACCUCAGAAAGAUGGCCGACUUUGAUUUUAUGAAAUUGAAAAUAUAAAUGUGACUAAGGUUUUCAUCAAACCUACACAAUACCCUCCAACAUGCUUUACUAACGUUUAUUAUUAUUAAAUUAUUUUUCUUUAUUAGUCCAGUUAUUUUAAUUCCAUUACGUUUAAGAGAGGUUAAUCUAAAAAAAAAAAAAUAUGUGGGUCUAUAUAUUUUUACUGUCGAUUUGUAGUGUCUUUUUUAAUUUGUUGCCCAGUUUCUAAUUGCAAACAACCUUUUAUGAUGUAUAAACUGUGAUUUGUUUUCUGUUGUUAGAUCAUCUAUUAAAUGGAAAACACAUAAUUGGGAUUAAAACUUAUUUAAGUGGUGUGACAUGAGUAUUUAACUGCACUUUACUAAUGAAGUGUUCACCUUGAAUCAAGUUUUUCUCACAAUUACGUAUCCUGUCAGCCUUAGUUAGAUUACCAUUCUGCAUACAAAAAUUGUAUUUGAAUUAUCUUAGGAAUACUCAAGUUUAAUACAAUUUCUUUUUCUGAAAACUAUUCAAUAAAGUCUAACUUUUUAAUUUAUAACUUGACUGAACAAAAAAGUUCUGUUCUAAAAAUCAUCUGCUGUGAAUAUUGUCAAUAUUAAUUUUAAAUAUUUUAUGUAACAUUUUAUGCCUUCACUGAAAUCUGAAUAAUAUUGAGCCAUGGCCUGCACAUCGCCUGUCAUAACUAAUGAAAAAAAAAAAAUCGCAUUUGCUACCUCUUUUUUUCUUAUUUAAAAACUAGCAAUACAGGAGUGGUUUUUGUUAUGUGUUUACUUGAUUGUUUUGUGUCUUUUUAUUUAUUGUUAUUUAAGAAUUGAAAGUAAGUGAAUCAUAGCUCAAUUUAAUGUUGAACCUUUUGAUAAUUAAAAGUUUUGUUUUAAAUAUUAUUUGUUUUUCUCUUUCCAGCUUACCUUUAUUCAUUCUACAAAUUACUAAGACUAUAAUUAUAAUGCAAUAUUUUCACAGCAUUUCAUAAUUUCAGUUGUUAUGAUUUAAUUGAUUGCAAAAAAUUAAUUCCUGUAAUGUAUUUUUGUAAAUUGAUGUUAAUCUCCUAAAAUUUUAAAGAAAUAAUUUUACUAAAUGAUAGAAUAGUUCCAAGGAUGAGAAAUAUAUUUUUAUUACUUUUAAUAGGUCAUGUAAUCCAUUUUAUUUUAAAGUAAUUUUCAUAACUAAUAAAU